AUGGCGUGGGGAGGCUACGAGGAGAGACGGCCAGAUGCCGACGACGGCGACGAGGAACUUGAUGAGAAUGACUAUAAAGCCCAAAAAGAUGCGGUUCUGUUUGCCAUCGACAUCAGCCGCUCCAUGUUGGAGCCGCCGUCUGCGACCGACAGUAAAAAGGCCGACAAGGACUCGGCUGUCACAGCAGCGCUGAAAUGCGCCAACCAGAUCAUGCAGCAGCGUAUUAUUUCCCAGCCUAAGGACAUGAUGGGCGUCUUGCUCUUUGGCACCAAGAAGUCAAAGUUCCGGGACGAAUCGAGCGCCCGCAGCAGUUCUGGCUAUCCCUUCUGCUACCUCUUCAAGGACCUCGACGAACCUGGUGCUCAUGAUGUUAGGAAGCUGAAGGAAUUGGUAGAAGAAGACGAGCAGGGCUCCGACGAAAUCCUUGUUCCGUCCAAGGAGCCUGCCAACAUGUCCAAUGUUCUCUUUUGUGCCAACCAGGUCUUUACCACCAACGCUCCCAACUUCGGUUCCCGGCGGCUCUUCAUUAUCACCGAUAAUGACCAGCCGCAUGGCAACGACAAAACGGCAAAGUCUUCAGCCGCGGUGCGAGCUAAAGAUCUCUACGAUUUGGGUGUUGUCAUUGAGCUUUUCCCCAUCAGCCGUGAGGGAAAGAAAUUUGAUGUGUCCAAGUUUUACGAUGACAUUAUUUACCGCGAUCCUACUGCCGAAGAAGGCAUAUCGGGCCGGGUCACAUCGUCCAAAUCGGGCGACGGCCUUACCCUCCUGAGUUCGCUGAUAUCAAAUAUCAACUCAAAGCAGACACCAAAGCGGGCGUAUUUCUCAAAGGUGCCAUUUGAGAUCGCGCCAGGUCUUACCGUGUCGGUCAAGGGCUACAUUCCUCUUCACAAACAAGAGCCUAGGCGGACUUGCUAUGUCUACCUCAACGGAGAGCAGGCCCAGAUUGCUCAGUCUGAGACGACAAAGGUGGACGCGUCCACCAAGAGUGUUGACAAGACCGAGAUCAAAAAGGCGUACAAGUUUGGUGGCGAGUACAUUUACUUUGACAAGGAGGAAGCACAAAAGCUGAAGCAGAUUGGCGAGCCCACCAUUCGUAUCAUUGGGUUCAAGCCGCGCUCGCAACUACCAACGUGGGCCUCCAUGAAGAAGUCGAUCUUCAUUUUCCCGAGCGAAGAGCGUGUUGUUGGCUCGACUCGUGUGUUUUCUGCGCUGUGGCAGAAGCUGCUCAGGGACAGCAAGAUCGGAAUCGCGUGGUUCUUGGCCCGCAGCAACGCUAGCCCCGUUAUGGUGGCUAUAAUCCCUUCGGGUAGCAAGGACGAGGAGAACACAGGGACACAGUUCCUCUCGGCAGGCCUCUGGCUCUACCCGUUGCCUUUCGUCGACGACGUCAGAACCGUUGACUUGGACGCCACACCAAGACCGGCCGACCAGCUCACAAAUAGGAUGAGAAGUAUUGUCCAAAAUCUGCAGCUGCCAAAAGCCAUGUACAACCCGCUCAAAUACCCAAACCCAUCCCUUCAAUGGCACUACAAGAUUCUCCAAGCAAUGGCCCUGGAAGAGGAGGUCCCGGAAACCUUGGAUGAUGCCACAAUUCCGAAAUAUAGGCAGAUCGACAAGAGGGUUGGGCAAGACAUGGCGGAUCUCAAAGCAGAGGCGGCAGUGAAGGCUCAGUCGCUCAUGCAUAGCAGAGCUCUCAAGCGAGACGUAGAAGAAGACGACGAUGGCGACCGGCCAGCAAAGCGUGCUAAGCCUGUGAAGAAAGAAUCAGACUCACUGAGCAAUACUCAGCUGCGGUUGGCAUACGAGCAGGACACGCUCAGCAAGAUGACAGUGGCGGUGCUCAAAGGCAUACUGGCGAGUAAGGGUCUGAGUGCAGUGGGGAAAAAAUCCGACCUUCUUGAGAAGCUUGGACAGUGGGUGGAGGAGAAUUUGCUAUGA
Lasiosphaeria miniovina is the source of this 1938-nucleotide messenger RNA. RefSeq names its product SPOC like C-terminal domain-containing protein. The coding region runs from base 1 to 1938 and encodes 645 amino acids. The transcript is spliced from 3 exons. Lineage: Eukaryota; Fungi; Ascomycota; Sordariomycetes; Sordariales; Lasiosphaeriaceae. Gene Ontology annotation, biological process: telomere maintenance; double-strand break repair via nonhomologous end joining. The record is from RefSeq and is a predicted model, not a curated record. Gene Ontology annotation, molecular function: DNA helicase activity; telomeric repeat DNA binding; damaged DNA binding. Gene Ontology annotation, cellular component: Ku70:Ku80 complex; nucleus.